Vigna umbellata (rice bean) is the source of this 2103-nucleotide messenger RNA. Its product is annotated as protein NUCLEAR FUSION DEFECTIVE 4-like. The record is from RefSeq and is a predicted model, not a curated record. Gene Ontology annotation, cellular component: membrane. NCBI's taxonomy places the organism in Eukaryota, Viridiplantae, Streptophyta, Magnoliopsida, Fabales, Fabaceae.
UUCUAGUUUUAAAUUAGUUUCAUUGACUACAAUUUCUGUGACAGCAACUUUAAGGUUUCCAAGGGUCUUGAGUUGUAUAUAUGAUUGUUUGUAAUUGAAAACCUUGUUUAAGAAGUGAGAAAAAUGGUAUUCUCUACAGCAUAUGGGAGAGGUGAUGAACUUAGUUGGGGAAGCAUCAAAGGGUUUUCACUCCAACUUCUUACAGGGAGGUGGUUCAUGAUGUUUUCAUCAUUUAUGUUGAUGUCAGUGUCAGGAGCAAGCUACAUGUUUAGCCUAUUCUCACAAGAUAUCAAGUUAGUUCUUGGUUAUGAUCAAUCCACUCUCAAUCUAUUAAGCUUCUUCCAGGAUUUGGGAGCCAACAUAGGCAUUCAUGCGGGCCUAAUCUAUGAGGUCACACCACCUUGGUUUAUCUUAACAAUUGGUGGGAUUCUCAACUUUGCUGGGUAUUUUAUGAUUUGGCUUGUUGUCACCAGCAAAAUUGCAAAGCCCCAUGUGUGGCAUAUGUGCUUCUACCUUUUCAUUGGAGCCAAUUCUCAUUGUGCAACUAACACUGGAGCUCUUGUGACCAGUGUAAAGAACUUCCCUAUCAGCAGAGGAGUAGUCUUAGGCCUUUUGACUGGGUAUACAGGUUUAAGUGCAGUAAUAAUUACUCAGCUAUACUAUGCCUUGUAUGGAGAUGACUCCAAAUUCCUCAUUUUUCUCAUGGCAUGGCUACCAAUUGCUGCAGUUUUUCUGUUUCUUCCAGUUAUCAGAAUCCACAAGAGUGUUCAACAGCCAAAUGACACCAAAGUUUUAUACAGGUUCCUCUAUCUGACAUUAGUCCUUGCAGGGUUCCUCAUGUUUGUAACUUUAGUACAACAAUUUUUCACUUUCUCUCAGUUUGAGUAUCAGAUUACUACCACUUUGAUGCUUCUUCUGCUCAUCCUUCCACUUUCUGUUGUUAUUUUGGAAGAACACAAGAUUUGGAAGAGUAAGCUUGAAAACAUCAAUAGGGAAGAUAGUCAGAAGCUCCUGGAAAACUAUCCAAACAUAGCUACAGAAAAUCUUUAUCAAGAGAAGUCUUCCCAGGCUCCCCAAGCAGAAAUCUCCUUUUGGGAAAACAUAUUCAACCCCCCAGCAAGAGGUGAAGAUCAUACAAUACUUCAAGCCACAUUUAGCCUUGACAUGGUGCUUCUCUUAUUAACUACUAUAUGUUCACUUGGUAGCAACGUUACAAUGAUAAACAACUUGAGUCAAAUUGGAAUUUCAUUAGGAUAUCCUUCUCAUACCAUAACCACAUUUGUCUCUCUUACAUCCAUUUGGAUCUAUUUAGGUAAGGUGGUUCAAGGGGUUGUCUCAGAGUUUAUCAUACUCAAAUAUGGAGUCCCUAGGCCUCUCUUGCUCACAUCAUUGCUUUUGUUAUCUUGUGUAGGUCAUCUUUUAGUUGCCUUCAAUGUCCCAAAUGGUCUCUAUGUAGCCUCAAUUGUUAUUGGGUUCUGCUAUGGGGCUAAUUGGCCAUUAAUGUAUUCUGUUAUAUCUGAACUUUUUGGCCUCAAACAUUAUUCAACACUGUACAAUUUAGGGUCACUGGUAGGUCCAAUUGGGUCAUACUUGCUCAGUGUGAGGGUUGUAGGGUAUCUGUAUGACAGGGAAGCCAUGAGGCAAAUGGAAGCUAUGGGGAAAAAGACAAGUCCAGGGGAGGAGCUGAACUGCAAUGGGGAGGAGUGCUUCAAGUUAGCAUUCAUUAUAAUCACUGCAGUUAGCUUGUUUGGGGCACUUCUGUCACUCAUUUUGGUCUUUAGGACCAAACGAUUCUACAGAAGUGACCUAUACAAGAAAUACAAAGAAGCUAAAACUGAUGAAACUGAAGCAGGUAUGAUACAACAUGAUUGAAUCAGCAGCUACAAAUGAAAGUGACUUUGGCAAGGAAAUUGUCAAAGCAAUUUGAGAAUCGUACACAAUAUAAUUGUUUAUUGCAAGUUUUGUGUUGUAUUUCAUAAAGCAAAAGUUUUUCUCAGAAUUUAUAUAACAGCAUGUCAGGUUCUUCUGAAGAAAAUACACUCAAAACCUUAAAAACAGCAGGUAGGUGGGUAUUGUUACUUACGUUAAAUUCGUGCUUUUUAA